CGUCUCCGCUCACCCGUUGGCCUCCUGUCAGUCUGUUUGGAUUAUUGUAGCAGCUCAGGCCUCUCACAUGCCUUCUUGUCACUGCCUCCUGGACACAAUACAGCAUAUCAUACAUGUGGAGAAUUAGGUGACGAAGAGCAGCGUUUGUUUCCCACCUCAGUGAAGAGAGAGAACAGAAGAGGAGAGCAGCCAUGGAGUUGAAGGUGCAGGGUAAGAGGAAGAGGGACUUCUAUGCCAGAGCUUUAGGAUGGCCAGUGAAGGCUCCACUAUCCCCAGUCCUGUCGUCCGCCAAAUUGACAAGCAGUUCUUGAUCUGCAGCAUAUGUCUGGACCGCUACGAGAACCCCAAAGUCCUGCCCUGCCUGCACACCUUCUGUGAGCGGUGCCUGCAGAAUUAUAUCCCGGCCCACAGCCUCACACUGUCGUGCCCCGUGUGCCGCCAGACCUCAAUCCUGCCGGAGAAGGGUGUGGCGGCGUUGCAGAAUAACUUCUUCAUCACCAACCUGAUGGACGUGCUGCAGCGGGCGCCGGGCAGCUGCAGCCAAGAGGCCGCCGCUCUCAACAACAUCACCACUGUGGCUACAGGCCAGCUACUCUCCUGCCCCAACCAUGGAGGCAGCGUGAUGGAGUUUUACUGUCCUCCGUGUGAGACAGCCAUGUGUCAGGAGUGCACGAGCGGCGAACACGGAGAGCACCCGACCGUGCCUCUUAAAGACGUAGUGGAACAGCACAAGGCCUCAUUGCACCACCAGCUAGAUGCUGUCAAGAAGAGGUUACCAGAGAUCGACUCAGCCCUGCAGAUGCUGUCAGAGAUUCUUCAGCAGCUGACCAAUCAGAAGAGCGCCAUCGAGGACGACAUCCACGCGACCUUCGAUGAGCUGCAGAAGACCCUCAAUGUCCGCAAGAGCGUUCUACUCAUGGAGCUGGAGGUCAACUAUGGCCUCAAGCAGAAGGUGCUCCAAGCCCAGCUGGACACCCUGCUGCAGGGCCAAGAGGGCAUCACCAGUAGCUGCAACUUCACGGAGCAGGCCUUGAGCCAGGGCACCGAGGCCGAGGUGCUGCUGGUGAAGAAGCAGAUGGGCGAGCGUCUCGUCGAGCUGGCCAGCCAGGAGCUUCCGCUGCAGCCCGGAGAGAACAACCAGCUGGACUUCCUCGUGGAAACGGAAGGACUAAAAAAGUCCAUCCACAACCUGGGCACUAUUGUGACCACCAACGCCGUGGCCUCCGAGACUGUGGCGACAGGCGAAGGGCUGCGGCAUUGUGUGGUAGGCGUGCCCACCUCCAUCACCAUCACUACUAAGGACAAAGAUGGAGAGCUGUGCAAGAUGGGCAACGCAGUCAUCGCCGCUGAAAUGUUUUCGCCUGACGGCAGCAAGUGUGACAGAGACGUGCUCGACAACAAGAACGGCACUUAUGAGUACCUGUUCACAGCUCCUAAAGAGGGCACGUGUACUUUAUCUCUGCGCUUAUAUGACCAACACAUCAAAGGGAGCCCCUUUAAGAUAAAAGCCACCAAAUCCAUUGACGUGUCACCGACUUCAGACGGCGUUAAGAAGAGGCUCAAGUCUCCAGGCAGCGGACACGUCAAGCAGAAGGCCAUCAAGAGGCCGGCCAGUAUGUACAGCACAGGGAGGAGGAAAGAGAAUCCCAUUGAGGACGACCUUAUCUUCAGAAUCGGCACAAAGGGAAGAAACAAAGGGGAGUUCACAAACCUGCAGGGAGUGGCUGCCUCCUCUCAGGGGAAGGUGCUGAUAGCAGACAGCAACAACCAGUGUGUGCAGAUUUUCUCCAAUGACGGCCAGUUCAGAAGUCGUUUCGGCAUCCGGGGCAGGACUCCGGGUCAGCUGCAGCGGCCGACAGGUGUGGCCGUGCACCCCAACGGCGACAUCAUCAUCGCAGACUACGACAACAAAUGGGUCAGCAUCUUUUCGAGCGAGGGCAAGUUUAAGAACAAGAUCGGCUCGGGGAAGCUGAUGGGUCCUAAAGGCGUGUCGGUGGACAGAAACGGCCACAUCAUCGUGGUCGACAACAAGUCCUGCUGCGUCUUCAUCUUCCAGGUCAACGGCAAGCUGGUCACCAAGUUUGGUAACCGUGGCAACGGUGACAGGCAGUUUGCAGGGCCUCACUUUGCUGCUGUCAACAACAACAACGAGAUCAUUGUGACAGAUUUCCACAACCACUCAGUCAAGGUUUUCAACACAGAAGGAGAAUUCUUGCUGAAAUUUGGCUCCAAUGGUGAAGGCAAUGGCCAGUUCAACGCCCCCACAGGAGUGGCGGUGGACGUCAAUGGAAACAUCAUAGUAGCCGACUGGGGCAACAGCAGGAUACAGGUGUUUGAUGGCAGCGGUUCAUUCCUCUCUUACAUCAACACGUCAGCGGACCCCCUCUACGGCCCGCAGGGACUGGCGCUCACUUCAGACGGACACGUUGUGGUCGCUGAUUCUGGCAACCACUGCUUCAAAGUCUACCGCUACCUGCAGUAGCCACUCGACACAAAGCCUGUACAGUGUACAUAUGUACAAACACGCAGUAGUGCGGAGCAACUGGAAGUUUUUGCACUCACCUGUUCACCCUUGAAUCUUGCUGUCAUUGUGCCAUCUGUUUGACCUUUCUCCCUCCCCAAACUAACACAAGAGACUAUAUUAGUGGUGCGAGGGAAGCGAGAUGACCUCUGACCUACACGAAUGGCUGCUGCUGAUUGGUGCUCACUUGAGACCUCGUUCACCUUCCAUCUUAAUGUGGAGUAUUUGAAAAGGCUUUAACGCGGUCCACAUGGUAGAACUUUGAAACUGGAAAAAAAUAAAUACAUACUUUUGCACUUGUUUUUCAAAACACUGGCUGUAUUAAGUGAAGUCAUAAUUAAAGUAAAAGGUACCUUAGUCACCUGAGAAAUAAUGAAAUUCCAUCUAUAGCAGCAGUGACUGCAGCUUCCUGCUAAAUGCUCUCAAGGGUUUUUACAUUUUGCCUCUUCACUAUAAAAGUGUUCCACCCAUUGUAGGUAUAGCAGGGUAUUUAAGAGCAUGAUUAAGACGUCUUUGUGCAUGCGAUUCUUACUCAAACACCUUAAACUGUGCGUAUGAAACAGUUUCCAGCUGACCACCUUCAAACAGAGACGCUGUUUCACUUCUAUUUGAAUGUGAAAGCUCCUCAGUGAGCUGUGUCAUCACUUUUAAUAUUAAAAAAAAAACCAACCCAGUAUGCUGACAAGUGUGACUGUAUGAAUUAAGGGUACCAAACAUAAGCCACCUGAUAUGCUUCUGCUGUGUAUGAUGCCUCUUAACAUUUCUGCUGUGAUCGUGUGCAGACCCCUCGAGUUGCAGAAUUUGAAUGAAAAGCUAAGUGCUUGGAAUGAACUCGGCAGGAUGCAUCCUAUUAAGUUUCCGAUUGAAAGAUUUCUUCAUCACGCUGAAAGUAGAGGUGCAAAACUGCGAUCACCUUCACUCCUCCAUGUGCUCUUAUAACUUAGGUUAAAUCUAUAGAGUGAGUAACAGAUUGUGUUUUAACAACACAUAAUUUGUCUACCUUCACAAUCAGCAAUAGAAAGUUUGGCAGUCAAGGCGUACGUUAAGUGAUAAUGCACUGUGUUCUUCUUGUUUGUCUUCAAGCACACAACUGUCAUUAUUUGUUAUCCAGAAUCGGGUCAUCGAUUUUCUACACGAUCUUGUAAAUUGUUUGUUUUCCAAUGUCCUGUUUAUAUUUGUAAUGCCAAAUGGAAUUAAAGUGCCCAUAGAAAUGAA
Molecule: messenger RNA, 3736 nt
Organism: Oreochromis aureus
Lineage: Eukaryota; Metazoa; Chordata; Actinopteri; Cichliformes; Cichlidae
Gene: trim2a
Product: tripartite motif containing 2a
Exons: 12
Coding region: 248-2482 (744 amino acids)
Biological process (GO): negative regulation of translation; proteasome-mediated ubiquitin-dependent protein catabolic process; protein polyubiquitination
Molecular function (GO): zinc ion binding; protein binding; ubiquitin protein ligase activity
Source: RefSeq, a predicted model, not a curated record